GCCGUCUCUCUUCCGGCUGCCUCGCGCGGGGAGCGCGCGGCGUGGGGCGGCUGCCGCGGCGGGGGGCGCGGCCCCGGCUUUGUCACCUGUCCGCGCGGCCGCUUGCUGGGGCGGAAAAAUGGGCAAGAAGAACAAGAAAGAGAAGAAGGUCAAGGGGGCCGAGAAGACCGCCGCCAAGAUGGAGAGAAAGGUCUCCAAGCGCUCCAAGAAGGAGGAGGAGGACCUGGAAGCUCUGAUAGCACAAUUUCAGACAUUAGAUGCCAAAAAGACCCAGGUCACGGAGACGCCAUGCCCCCCACCUUCACCGAGGUUAAAUGCUUCCAUGUCUUCUCAUCCUGAGAAAGAAGAAUUAAUCCUUUUUGGAGGUGAAUAUUUCAAUGGCCAAAAAACUUUUUUAUACAACGAACUCUAUUUCUACAAUAUUAGAAAGAAUACCUGGACAAAAGUUGAAAUCCCCAAUCCACCUCCAAGGCGCUGUGCUCAUCAGGCAGCAGUGGUCCCUCAGGCAGGCGGACAGCUGUGGGUCUUUGGAGGAGAAUUUGCUUCUCCUGAUGGAGAACAGUUCUACCAUUAUAAAGAUCUCUGGGUUCUGCAUUUGGCCACCAGGACUUGGGAACAAAUCAAGGCAACAGGAGGGCCUUCAGGCCGGAGUGGACAUCGAAUGGUACCGUGGAAGAGACAAUUAAUCAUCUUUGGGGGAUUCCAUGAGAGUACAAGGGAUUACAUCUAUUACAAUGACAUCUAUGCCUUUAGCCUGGACACAUACACAUGGAGCAAGCUUUCUCCGUCAGGGACAGGUCCCACGCCAAGAUCCGGCUGUCAGAUGUCUGUCUCCCCCGAGGGUACCAUCAUCAUCUACGGUGGCUACUCCAAACAGAGAGUGAAGAAGGAUGUUGACAAGGGUACUCUGCAUUCAGACAUGUUCCUGCUGAAAUGUGAGGAAGGCAAGGAAGAAGACAAAUGGAUGUGGACACGUGUCAGUCCCUCAGGAGUAAAGCCCACUCCUAGGUCCGGGUUCUCGGUGGCCAUGGCUCCCAGUGGUCGAACACUGCUUUUUGGGGGUGUUUGUGAUGAAGAAGAAGAAGAGAGCAUCGAAGGGGACUUCUUCAAUGAUCUGUAUUUCUAUGAUAUCACCAAGAACCGCUGGUUUACAGGACAGUUGAAGGUCCCUAAGGCAGAGAAGAGAAAACGCCGACGAGGCAAAAAGCCGGAGCCUGAAAGUGCUGAGAGCCAGGGCGAGGAGGCCGCCGCCGUGCAGGGGCCGCGGGAGGAGAUUAGAGAGGUGGUGGCUGAGGAUGGGACCAUCAUGACCAUUAAACAAGUGAUCCCUGUCUCUGUGGCGUCAGUGGUAUCCGAGUCUGAAGAGGAGGAAGCUUCCGAUGAGGCCGGCGGCCCUGUGGUCGAGCCCUGUGCUCGCUCAAAUGCCAUGCUGGCCGUGAAGCAAGGGAUGCUCUAUGUCUACGGGGGCAUGUUUGAAGCAGGCGACCGUCAGUUCACUCUCAAUGAUUUCUACUGCCUUGAUCUGCACAAGAUGGAAGAAUGGAAGGUCUUGGUGGAGAUGGAUCCCAAAACUCAAGAAUGGUUGGAGGAAAGCGACUCAGAAGAUGAAGAUGAAGUAGAAGGAGCAGGAGCAGGAGGGGGAGAGGAGGAAGAGGAUGAUGAGGAAACAGAGGAGGAAAGUGAAGAGGAUGAAGAAGGCGAUCGGCACCCUGCAGUUGAGCCUAAUGAAAAAUACAUUGACUAUCUGCCUCGGACUGAAGAGUAUUGGGUCAGGAUCGCCCGGAACAACAUGGGGCCUGAUGCAAAGGAGAAGAAGGUGAUCAAAGUAGCCCACGCCAUGGCCAAGACUUUUUAUGAUGAUGCAGUUUAAGGACAAAAAUUGGUGUUUGCUUCUCAGAAUGGCAAAAUACAGCUGAUGUCAUUAACAUUCUUGAAGAUGUUAUUUCUACAUAAACUGGGCCCAUUGCUAAGUGGCUUACAAGGUCCUUGUAAAGCCCUGGGAGGAGCAGCACUUCUGGGUCACUGACUGCUCUCUUGUGAGCAGUCAGGAUCAGGGCCGUGCAUGGAGCAGCAAAUUUCCCAUUGGCCGGGAAUGAGAGCCAGACCUUGUACAUAAAGGGUUUGGAAGAAGGAUGAUGAAAUGCUCCUAAGGAGCUACAAGGAGGCUAGGAAACCUUUGGGUAUUCUCAUCCUAUAAAAACAAGAAGUUUGUACUGGAAACACUUUUAUUCUUUGGUUCUCUAGAAACCUGGAGGUUUCCACACAUUUAACCUCUGAACCCUCAAGAAGCAGACCCAAGGUUGGUUGGACUCUAAUAAUUGUCCACAAAAUAAAGCGAUUUAUUUGGUUCGCUCUCUUAUUCUCUUUGAACUGUGUUUCGGUGCCACAUUCAUUACUUUUCUUGGUGUCAUGUGCUUUGGUGGUUACCACAGUUCCAAACUUAAUUUUCAGUUUUCAUUUCAACUACUUCUUGUUCCCAGUUGUUUCCUGCUGGUUGUCUCGUUUUCCUGAAUGAUGAUGACAUUGUAUAAUCCCCCACGAGGGAAAGACCAACCCGGUGGAAUUGGUUGUUGUUUCCAUCUAGUUCUUGACACAGGGCCUAGUAAACAGUGGGUGUUUCAUAAAUGCUAACUGAGGAUUCUCACAAGAAUAGGACAUUCCAUUACAAACGUGUAAGAGCUUUUGUGGUGCCAUUAGGACACAGUUAACAUUAGGUCAGUGACAGCAGCGCCAUUUUUACUUGCACAAUUGAUGUGAAAGCAUUAGGAGUGAAAUAAUAGAAUCUUUUUUGGGGGUUAGGAGGGCAUCCAUGUAAGAAUUCAUGGUCUUUAAUAGCAAGUCACAUUUGUUAGCCAGCAGUCAUCCUGCUUGUUGCAGAAAAACAUUUUAAAAAAUGUUUGGCCUAAGAUGGAGAUAAAAGAAAAAGAGAGUGCUUGAUGCUGUGGCCAAGCUUCUGGGCAGUGUUUCGUAGGGCAGAGUUGGAAGAGGAUUUAACAGAGAGAUCAUCCCAUGCAGGGUCAUACCCAUAUCCUAAUAGAGUGUUGGGUAGGCCCAAGGAUUGCCCAGAUGUCCAGCUCGAGCUUUACUAGUACUUGCCCACACAGCUCAGGGCCCGAGUAGAGACAGGCUCCAAGGGUACAGAUCACAGCUGACUUGUUCAAUAGCAAUCCCUACGCAUUUAAGACAAGAUGGCCAUUGCCACGUUCUUGCAUCAGGACUGCAUUUUGCCCCCUGUCUUUAGGACGUUGGACAAAUCAAUUCUUUUAACCUUAGUCUACUUAUCUACUUAUAGAAUGAGUAGAUAGACUAGAUCUCUAAUGUCCUUUCCAACACUAACAUCCUGUAGGAUUUUAUUCAUUUAUAUUUAUAUUUAUUCAUGGCGACCUCAUUGUAACGAGGUCUGUUCUCCAGGUAUGAAUACUUAGUAGUAGUUGGAGGUGGGUGCUCUUUGUAUCCCCAUCUUCAUUAACUAAAAUAAGGUAAGCAGAUUAAAUGACACAACUAGUGUCUAAGGCUGUAUUUGAACCCAGGUAGUCCUGAUUCCUAGCUACCCCAUAAUAAUACUACCAUCCGUAAGCCUUUAUGUCACUACUUUGCUGCUCCCAGCAGCCCUAGGAAGGAGGCAGACCAGGGAUGAUUAUAUCCGUUACUUUUUGUUGCUGUAUCUGGGGGCUGGUGAGGGAGGGAUCCUGUCAUUGGGAUCCAUUCCUGGGCGUUGAUCUCCCUCUAUCAGUCAGAGACAUGUUUUCUUCCCACAGAGCGAUUCUUUCUCCACAAGAACCAGAGCCAGAAAAGGCUUUUUUGGAGUCGGCCAUAUCAAACACAGACAAGAGCCACGCACCAUAAGACACAUUUAUUGUACAAAUGGUACCGGCAGUGUCUUUCCUUUCUAUAAGGUUAUCAGUAGUGAGUCUGUCCCUUUGACUGAAAGAGGCUAAUUAGGACCCAGUGAAGAUUAAAUAAACAAGCUUCAAUAAAACGAGCUGCCUGUACCAUUUAAUUGCCAUGAUUAAAACAUCCCUGAUAAAGAAGCACCUUAAAUGCAAACAGCAGGGGAGAGGUAAAAAUACUAUACGAGGUUGUGAGAUAGCCAAGAAUAGAAUCUGUAGUGUUCAGUGAGGGAGCAGCAGAAAAUGUGCUGUCUUUUAUUUUGUCUCAUCAGUGGGUUGGUUUGCCAAGCAGAAUAUACUUAAUGCUCAGUCAGUGGUUCAUGGUAAUGAAUAACCAGCAAAAAAGCCAAGAACUCCUUCAUCUUAUGCCAUUGCUAAAAAGUGAUUUCUGCUUUGGCCAAGCCCAGUGCCAGUGAGGAGACUCAGCCUGAGCUUACAUCCCUGUCCAGCUCAUUUGGUUCAUCUUAGUAAUUAUUAGCAUUUUUGCCCUGUACCCGCCUCUCCCAAAUCCCAUUCAUUGUUAAUUAUCACAUUUGUGAACCCUAUAUUCUUUCCUUUUUCCAUUCCCCAUCUUUGGGCCAUCAUCUGUGUAGUUGGGGACAUAGAGAAGUUAAAUACAGACCAGACCCUUGGGCACCUGUCAGCCCCUCCCUUGGAAGGUUUGGUGAAAAAAGAUUUCAAAGAAGGAUUCAUGAAGUGAAUAAACAACUGAUGGAUAUCAGUUCUCUCCCUGGCUCACAAUAGCACACACAUCAAAUUGAUUAUAUAGAAUAAAUUUUAUUAAAACAAAUUCCAAGUGAUCAAUUCAAAUCACUUGAUUGGGGAAAUUAUAGGUGUUAUUUUCUUGAAAUUUUUUUCUUUUUAUUUUCUUGAAAAUAAAUUUUCGAGAAAUUUAUUUCUUGAAAUAAAUCAAAUAGACUGGCUAAGAUUUGGAAAUAUCUUUUAUUCAGAUUGGUAGGUUCUAAUCUCUGCUCAGAUUUUUCAACAAGUUCUUAAGUGAAGGAAGUCCAUAGAAAGAAUAAAUGAGUUAUUGCUCUCCAAAUGUAGGGGGGUAAGUUAGAGAAAGGGAGGUUUGGAAUUACCCCAUGUUGGAGAAAGGGCACCUCAUAGUAAGCCAUACUUUGGGGGGAGAAGGUUUCUCAGGUCAGGUCAGGAGACACCCAGCUUAAACUAUAAUAAGCAUAAAAUAAGAUCUGAAUUUGGUCAUUGUGAUAUGAGUUGAUGUUGUAAAAAAUGGUCUGAGGGUAAAAGGAAGGACCCACAUGGUCUGCCACUGAUAUGAGGAGAAAAGGGGAGAAGCUUGAUGCAUGUCAGCUGGAGCAGAGUCUCAGACCUCAGAACUGGAGGUGCUCCAACCUGUAGCUGGACAGAAAUCUCUCAGAUAUUCCUAGCAAGUGGUCAUCCAGCAGUCCAUUCCACUUUGGGACAGCUUCAAUAAUAAGUAAUCAUAGCUAACAUUUCCCUUUACAGUUUGCAAAACACUUCCUGAUAUUUCAUUUAUCCUCACAACAACCUUAGGUGAUGGUCGUUUUUAUUCAUCCCCCUUUCAUAAGUGCGAGGAUGGAGGUAGACAAAGGUUAAGUGACCUGUCUAGUAAGUGAGAUCUUCUUGCCACUAGGUCCAAUAUCUAUCCACUGUGAUAUGAUGGAGCCAAAAUUUGCUUCUCAACAUCUUAAAGAUGUACCAACUCACAUUGAUUGUUAAAUUUUCACUGUGAGCUUUUGUGCUUUAGAAAAUCAGCAAAUGCUACAAAUUGGGAUUUUAUUGUUUUGAGAAAGUGAUGGAGACAGCAUAAUGCAAAUUAAACUUGAAGGUUUGAUUAAAGUAUAUUUGGGAUGGGGUGCUGAUUGUUAAACAUUAAUCAGCCCUUAUUUAACUUUGGGCAAAACGCCUUCCCUCUCUGUUUCCUUAUCUGUCAAAUAAGGAAUUCAGAUUAGGUGAUCCCUAAGGUCUUUUCCAGUACUAGAAAAAUAAUCUUAUGUACUAACAUCCCCAAUUCCAAGAGUCCACUAAUAAACCAUCAGCUGGUGGAAGAAAGUAAAUCAGGUGGUGAAAGGGCUUGUCAUCCAAGGAUCAACAAGGAAGACCAGGGAAUGAAUAUUUAGCCCGGAGACUUCAGUGAGAAAAUUCUUCAAAUAGUUUAAGAGUUCUCCUGAGGAAUGGAGAUAACACUUGUUCUGAAUACCUAUUUGAAAUAAUGGCUCCAUGUCCUAAUGAUUACUAGAAUUCAUUUCCCUUAAGUGUCUUAAAACUAGGAAGUCAAUGUUAUAUAUAGAAAAACUCUUAUUUUUACUAGGAUCAUAGGUACCAGUCUUCUAAUAUAAGGUAAUUAGCUAUUUGUUGGAUUGGUAUAUUUAUUGAUUAUAAUAAAUGAAGUAAGAUAAGUGGUCAUUUAUAAUGAGCUGGUCCUUCAUAAAUAAAAUAACAGUUUAUCACCUGAAGGUAUCAAAAACCAGAUCUCGGAGCAGGGCAAACCACUACUGAAACAUUUCCUCCCUCCCCUCUUACAAAGUGACUCUCUUGUACACCAUGACAUUGGUGCUCUUCAUGGUGGUGAAAUGUUUUUUUGAAAGAAUGAACCUUUGAGGCAAAGUACAGAACUGGUACCAUGUAGACCUUGCAGUUGGGAAGACCCGAGUUCAGAUCUUGCCCUAGAAAUGAACUAGCUCCUCUCAGAUUCUCAGUAUUCUCAGCUACUUUCAAAUGGGGCAGCUGUGGAUAGAGGUCUGGGUCCAGAUUCAUCUGACCUUAGACAAUAGCUGUGAGGCGCCAGAUAAAUCCUAUUUGCCUUCAGUGUUCUCUUCUGUAAAAUGAGCU
Sarcophilus harrisii (Tasmanian devil) is the source of this 6707-nucleotide messenger RNA. RefSeq names its product kelch domain containing 4 (gene KLHDC4). The transcript is spliced from 12 exons. The record is from RefSeq and is a predicted model, not a curated record. Gene Ontology annotation, molecular function: protein binding. The coding region runs from base 119 to 1870 and encodes 583 amino acids. Lineage: Eukaryota; Metazoa; Chordata; Mammalia; Dasyuromorphia; Dasyuridae.